AUGGCCCGCACCAAGCAGACCGCCCGCAAGUCCACGGGAGGGAAAGCCCCUCGCAAGCAGCUGGCCACCAAGGCCGCCCGCAAGUCCGCCCCUGCGUCGGGAGGCGUCAAGAAGCCCCACCGCUACCGCCCCGGCACGGUGGCCCUUCGGGAGAUCCGUCGCUACCAGAAGUCCACGGAGCUGCUCAUCCGCAAGCUGCCCUUCCAGCGCCUCGUCAGGGAGAUCGCGCAGGACUUCAAGACGGACCUGCGGUUCCAGAGCGCGGCCAUCGGGGCGCUGCAGGAGGCCUCCGAGGCUUACCUGGUGGGCCUGUUCGAGGACACCAACCUGUGCGCCAUCCACGCCAAGAGGGUCACCAUCAUGCCCAAGGACAUCCAGCUGGCCAGACGCAUUCGCGGAGAAAGGUCCCUGCUGGACAGUUGCAAUCCCUGUUUCAAAAUCACCGAGCAGCACUGGGUCUCACACUGUUUGUUGUCAUUGCCCUCGAGAGAAUCUGUAGAGGACAGUGUAAAUCGCAUAUUAGUAUCAGCGUCUUUCAUCUUGUUCCUGCCUUUGAUUUCCACACAAAGGAAAUUCAAGAAACCAGCUUCGCAACAUGAAAGACAGGAAAAAGAAGACAACAAAAAAGGGGACAAAGUAAUUUUAAAGAUGGCCCGCACCAAGCAGACCGCGCGCAAGUCCACGGGAGGGAAAGCCCCUCGCAAGCAGCUGGCCACCAAGGCCGCCCGCAAGUCCGCCCCUGCGUCGGGAGGCGUCAAGAAGCCCCACCGCUACCGCCCCGGCACGGUGGCCCUUCGGGAGAUCCGUCGCUACCAGAAGUCCACGGAGCUGCUCAUCCGCAAGCUGCCCUUCCAGCGCCUCGUCAGGGAGAUCGCGCAGGACUUCAAGACGGACCUGCGGUUCCAGAGCGCGGCCAUCGGGGCGCUGCAGGAGGCCUCCGAGGCUUACCUGGUGGGCCUGUUCGAGGACACCAACCUGUGCGCCAUCCACGCCAAGAGGGUCACCAUCAUGCCCAAGGACAUCCAGCUGGCCAGACGCAUUCGCGGAGAACGAGCCUAG
Molecule: messenger RNA, 1059 nt
Organism: Penaeus chinensis
Lineage: Eukaryota; Metazoa; Arthropoda; Malacostraca; Decapoda; Penaeidae
Product: histone H3-like centromeric protein CSE4
Exons: 5
Coding region: 1-1059 (352 amino acids)
Cellular component (GO): nucleosome
Molecular function (GO): structural constituent of chromatin; DNA binding; protein heterodimerization activity
Source: RefSeq, a predicted model, not a curated record